Molecule: messenger RNA, 1540 nt
Organism: Sycon ciliatum
Lineage: Eukaryota; Metazoa; Porifera; Calcarea; Leucosolenida; Sycettidae
Exons: 5
Coding region: 295-1491 (398 amino acids)
Source: RefSeq, a predicted model, not a curated record
AGCACAGCCACAGAAUGCAGGGUGCAUGUAGCCGUGUGAAUGUCGAAGGCAGCGACGCUAGAACGUAAAUUUCAGAAAAAAGGCAGCCGCUUUUUCACCCGAGAAAUCGGAACAACAACUGAGCUACGCUACUCUACUUCUAUCCACUCGUUGUUUGCAGUCUGAUAGCCUGUUCACGUUAUACAGGUAGCUAGCUCAGUCGCUAGUAUUGGAAGUUUCCAACGCAGUUGUUGUGUUUUCGUUUUGCUCGACUGCCUGGCGCGAAGAAGUACGAAUUUUUGGUCGUAGGCAAAGAUGGCGAAGUCAGUAUUGUCCCUGCUACUCCAUGUCGCUCUGGUCGCUAUCUGUUCAACACCUCAUGGUUGCGAAGGUUCAUCAGGCCUUGGCACUACGAGCCCGCCGACCCAAGGACCACCACCGCCAUCCUGCAUGCACUGGGUGCUGGUGACGAUUGGUGUUAGUCCGACCGCGGCGUACCGGAUGGAAGAUGACCUUGCCAGGAGCAACUGGACCGAGGAACACAUCCUGAACUCUUCCAAUCACACCCUGGCUCAGGUGCUGCUGUCCCCAGCUGCAGUCGCUGAUAGUCUGCAGCGAUGUCUAAACCGCGAAUCAGCUGCGUGCGCCCUUGCACAAUGCCAACAUGGUGGUACAUGUGACCCGGACCAUAGCACUCAGCAGCAACAGCAACAGCAGAGCUACUCGUGCAACUGCACUGACUUCUACACGGGCGUACUGUGCAACAUAGAGGAUAGUGAAGCAAGUGAAGAACUCCGGUUGCUACAGGCAAAGGUCACUGCACAGGAGAACCUAAUCACACGAAUAGUGCGCAGACUUACCGACGUCAUCAAAGCAGUGAGAAUGUUACGUGUACGGCAGCAAUUCGUAAAGAAGACCUACCUGCGCACCUUGGACACUGCACUUCUGUACCUUCUUCCCUGCUCACGUCAAUACCUCGGCUUCCAGUACAUGAGUGAGUUCAAUACCACCGCCAUCAGCACUAGUAGACCGGUAACACAGAUGACGUUCAGGAAGAAGGAGUCGCACACGGUCCUGCGCAUCACCUACUCAACGUCGCUUCGCAUCCAAGCAGCGUCGACGGGCGACUUCACCACCCGCUGGUUCUUCAAGAUCGGCAACUCCGACUGCCUCCAGCCGGCCAGGAUCGAGAUGAUUCUGCACCAGCCGGCAUCCACCCGCAAUCUCACCAUCCCUGUCAACAUAGCAGGCAUGUGUGAAGAGACCUCUGAGGGAUGGUUAGACACAGGCAACCAUAGAAUCUCCCUGUAUGCAGUGGCAGCGAACGAUCAGAGUCUGGAUUUCGCCGAGCACCAGUAUCCAUCCACGGCCCUGUUUGAAGUUCAAGAACUCUGCAAGACGACGGUGUCUGGCUUGAACUUUGCCUCCUUGGAGCAGAAGGUCACCGCCGACCCUGCUAACAGCACAUUUCCUGAACCGAUCCCCGAACCCAGCGGCAAUGCGCUCGGGUAGAGAGUUUCCAUACCAGGUUUAGCGACCGUCAGUCAGCAUACAGAGCUGG